Molecule: messenger RNA, 1170 nt
Organism: Aspergillus neoniger CBS 115656
Lineage: Eukaryota; Fungi; Ascomycota; Eurotiomycetes; Eurotiales; Aspergillaceae
Exons: 7
Coding region: 1-1170 (389 amino acids)
Source: RefSeq, a predicted model, not a curated record
AUGAUAACCCCUUUAAUAUUUCCUCGGUGCACCCAACAUCAACUUAGCCGCAACAUAGAAGCUGAUAAAGGGCAACUGGCCAUCUUCGGUCAACCUCCUGCCCACAUCGAUCUAGCUGAAAGUCAAGUACGUCGAGACAAUGCAGCCGUGAUUGUUCUGCUGCUUCUCAGCAUAAUUGCAGUGGGUCUCCGGUUCAUCGCGAGACUGGCCGUGCGGAAUCCUUUUCGACUGGACGACUGGUUGAUUCUGGCGUCCCUGGCUUUUGUCGCAGCCACAGCAGGUCUAAGUCUAGCAGGCGGCGCAUUUGAUGCUGGAAAGCAUGUAUGGGCAGAAUCUCUGGCCGAUGUGUCGACUAUUUUCAAAAUUCUGCUCACAUACACCUUUAUGUAUGCUGCCGGAUGUUCAGCAUAUAAACUCUCGAUCCUCUUCUUCUACCGCCGAAUUUUUGUGGUUGUUCACCAGCCCCUCUCCCUCCGAAUCUCCGUUUUGAUUGGAUUUGUGCUCGCGCUCUCGUACCCUGUUAUUGUCUGGGUGGCCAUGGGAAACUGCUGCCAACCGCUGUCCUACUUCUGGAAUCAGUUCCAAGGUGCGUCGGGAACGUGCAUUGACACUGACACAUUCUUUCUCGCCACCGGAAUCAUCAAUAUGCUCCAAAUGAACCGCCGGAAGAAGAUUGCUGUUUACCUAAUUCUUGCGUUGGGUAGCUUCGUUUGCGUAGCCAGUGCCGUGCGCAUAUAUGUUCUAUAUCGAUUUACCCACGCUCAUGAUAUUACUUGGAUGAUGGGACCGCUGUUCAUCUGUUCCAGUAUUGAGCCAUCCGUAGCUAUUGUUUGCGCCUGUCUCCCCCAUCUCACCCGCAUUCGGAUAUUGUGCAGUCAAGGAAGCAAAGGCAAUCAAUUCCCCUUCUCAGUGUCUCCACGGAAGCCUUCACGCCAUCAUGGAGACCGGGCCCACUUGCAGGCUAGCAUACGACUCGGCCAGCCAAGGCGCGUAAGGACGUUAACCUCUACUUGCGGGGUGCCUGAAGACGAGGUUGGGCUGGCCAACCUUGGGAUGGAUGACAUGACGGCACAACAUACGCCAUCUCUGCGCUCAACAUCGGAAUAUCCCAUUCCAGAUCACUCCAUUGUCGUCCGCUCUAGCUUGGCGCAAUCCGUCUCCUAUCGCUAG